ACACACUGCAAGAUAACUGCCACCCGCACCGCAGCCGAGGAGCGUCGGAGGAGAGAUUCAGUCGAGUAAGAGAGAGGCUGCGUGUGACAAAUCAUCCACAUCUGCGAAUCGGCCACCCGUCAUCUGAACGCGACAACUCUUCUCACACCAUGGACCAGAAACAAACCAUCUACUUCGGCGCCGGACCCGCUAAAAUCGCCCAAUCCGUGCUGCUUCAGGCACAGCAGGAGCUCCUGAACUACAGCGGCACCGGCAUCAGUGUUCUCGAGAUGAGUCACCGAUCAGCAGACUUCAACAAAAUCCUGAACAAAUCGGAGAGUCUCCUGCGGGAGUUGUGGAAUAUCCCAGACAACUACAAAGUGAUGUUUCUGCAGGGCGGCGGGUCCGGACAGUUCAGCGGCGUUCCCCUCAACCUGAUCGGCCUCAAAGAGGACAAGUGCGCCGAUUACCUGGUGACCGGCACGUGGUCAUCAAAAGCCGCAAAGGAGGCGGAGAAGUACGGCAAAGUUAACAUCGUCCACCCGAAACUGGACGCUUACACGAAAAUUCCCGACCCCAGCAGCUGGACCCUGAACCCCUCAGCCUCCUAUGUGUACUACUGCGCCAACGAGACAGUCAACGGCGUUGAAUACAACUUCACGCCUGAAACAAAUGGGACGAUCCUCGUAUGCGACAUGUCCUCCAACUUCAUGUCUCGGCCUGUGGACGUGUCAAAGUUUGGGGUGAUCUUUGGCGGGGCCCAGAAGAAUAUCGGCUGCGCAGGAGUAACUGUGGUCAUCGUGCGAGAGGACUUGUUAGGCCACGCUCUGAAAGAGUGUCCAAUCGUCCUGGACUACAAGGUGCAGGCUGAGAUGAACUCGCUCUACAACACGCCGCCGUGCUUCAGCAUCUACAUCAUGGGUCUGGUGCUGGAGUGGACUAAAAACAACGGCGGCUGCGCUGCCAUGGAGGCGCUCAGCAAGCAGAAGUCCUCGAUGAUUUAUGACGUCAUCAACGCUUCCGGCGACUUCUAUGUGUGUCCUGUAGAUACGGCUUGCCGGAGCCGCAUGAACGUAACCUUUCGCGUGGGGAAGAAAGAGGGUGACGAGGCCCUGGAGAAGAAGUUUGUGGAAGGCGCGUCCAAACGUGGAAUGAUGGCGCUAAAAGGACACAGGUCAGUUGGAGGAAUUCGCGUCUCUCUGUACAACUCUAUAACCGUGGAGGAGACCGAAGCCCUCGCUGCCUUUAUGAAAGAGUUCCAGAAAGAGCACCAAUAAAACGGGCUGUGCUUAAAGUCGGCUGAUGCCACGUAAUGGCCUUUUUCAGACUACACUAAUCUUGUUUACCUCUGCUCGAGAGCCAUGUUGGGUCUGGGGUUGCACCUUUUUAGAUGUUUUGUAACAUUCAUUGUUCCUGAUGAGCUUUAACCACUAAUAUUGGCAGUAGGGUCAUAAUAACAUCUGUUUUCAAAGAAUUACUAUUUUUAAUGAAUGUGUCAACUAUCAGUGCUCUGAUGUACAUACUGUUCCAUACUAUUUACAUUCCAGUAAAUGUACCUCGGCAGGACCUUGA
Molecule: messenger RNA, 1551 nt
Organism: Acanthopagrus latus (yellowfin seabream)
Lineage: Eukaryota; Metazoa; Chordata; Actinopteri; Spariformes; Sparidae
Gene: psat1
Product: phosphoserine aminotransferase 1
Exons: 9
Coding region: 150-1256 (368 amino acids)
Biological process (GO): L-serine biosynthetic process
Cellular component (GO): cytoplasm
Molecular function (GO): O-phospho-L-serine:2-oxoglutarate transaminase activity; pyridoxal phosphate binding
Source: RefSeq, a predicted model, not a curated record